AUGGUCACGCAAGUACGUUGCCCCAUUCACUGCCAUCUCGUGUCUGCUAUGACUUGGAUCGUGCCGAAGAUAGACGCCGUGACGCUGGGCGAGCUCAAUGGCGAGCUCUAUAGUGUAUCUAGCCAGGAUGCUUUACAUAUGAGUGAAGACUUUAUUCUACGUGGAGGUCGUGUAUUUAAUCCUGCACGUGUGACGAGUACCAAGCCACGUCUGUUUGGCCAAGACGAAUCAUUGACUAAUGAACAGGACGAGGAGAUGAAUUCAGGCGCUGUAAAGCUGCUGAAGCACGUACUGAAGAUGACCAAGAGUUUUCUAAUGGAUGAUGAAUUGAUAUUGCUAAAUAGAGUGCUAAAUGUUGCUGAAGGCGCUGCCCAGAGGCUGUGGAAGGCUACAAUUGAGGCAGAAGACGAGAUCUUCGAAAUGCUGGAAAAGAGCCAAGAUCAGGACAAUAAAGAGAGUAUAAUUGAUAUUAGCUGGCAUUCAGUCGAGAAUGUACUUGCUGUGGCGCAGAGGGAUGGAGUUGUAGCGCUGUAUCAUGUCGAGAGUGCCACGUGGGACACUCGAGUACUUGAACAUCCCAAGCAGAUGGAUAUUGGCAGUAUCGAGUGGGGAAAGUUCACGGGAAAUACACUUGCAGUAGCGUGCAGAGCAGGGGUGUUUCUAUGGAAAGUGUCGAUGGAAGAGAAAGAGCCUGUGCUGCAGGAGAUUCUCACACAUCCUAGAAAUGAUGGUUUCAGUCAAGUGAGCUGGAAUGCAGACGGUAGUAUGCUUGCAGCGUUUGGGAAAGGGUCUUGUUCUUUGGUUGUGUUUGAUGCCAUUUUCCCGCGGAAGACAGAGCUGCAAAGCCCCUACAAGCUGACGUCGCUGUAUUGGUCGCCUACGGGCGAGUAUUUAUUCGUUACAACAGAGAACGGCGUGUCGUUGAUGUGGGAGACUCUAACGUGGAAAAGAGAGACGUGGGAAAUAUCUGCAUGGGGCUGCGGAUGGUCGAACAAUGGACGGUGUCUGCUUGUGGCACUUUGCAAUACCGCUCUCAUGUAUCCGUAUAUUUUCCAAGGCUGUCCUCCAUCUAUAGACGCACAAAUUAGCUCACCAGCUCUUGACUUUUCUGGAAAGGAACUCUUUUCCCUGGACCGGAGUACCUCUGCCAUUGUCGGUGGGAAGGUUCAGAAUAUUGCAUGGGACCCUAGCGGGUCCAAAAUAGCUGUCACAUAUUGGAAUGCAGCGAUUAGUUCUCACAAAGCGGGGACAUCGACGCUGGUGGCCAUUUUUAGCGUUGUUUGGCAGCCGUUCCUGAUAUUUACUCGGAGUGGCUUGUUGCGUGGGCCUCCCAAUGCCGGCGUGCCACGGAAGGUAGCGUUUGCCUCGAAGUUUAAGCAUGGUGCUUUGCUGAGCAUUGCUUGGAGCGGUGGGUUGAUCUCAUUUCAUCCGUUCUAUUUGCAAGAUCCAAAGGCACCAUAA
Messenger RNA from Peronospora belbahrii, 1461 nucleotides. NCBI's taxonomy places the organism in Eukaryota, Oomycota, Peronosporomycetes, Peronosporales, Peronosporaceae. The record is from the annotation of a GenBank genome assembly.